Messenger RNA from Staurois parvus, 1171 nucleotides. Lineage: Eukaryota; Metazoa; Chordata; Amphibia; Anura; Ranidae. The record is from the annotation of a GenBank genome assembly.
AUGAUGGUGAAAAAGAACUCCAAUAUGCCCAAUUCCACAUUGAAAAAGGAGGUGCCUGUAAAAUGUGGUGAUGUCUCAAUCUCUUUCUCCAUGGAUGAAUGGGAUUAUAUAGAAGACCAUAAGGAUCUUUAUCAGGAGGUGAUAGGGGAAAGUGAUCAAAGGCCUAGCAGUUGUUCACCCCCAGAAGAACCAGCAGAGCUCUGUAAUGAACAUGUAACACAAACAUCUGCUACUGAUAAACAGGAAGAUGACCAAAGCAGAGAGAACUUUAAACAGGUGGAUGUUGCAACCAACACAUUCACAAGUGAAUCAAUUACUGCAUCAAGUGAUCAAGACGUAGAGGAGCUUUGUGUAAACCAUUCCACGGAGACCAUUGUAGAGCAAGAGGAGGCCUGUACAGAUGAAUCUAAGAGCAGUGAUUUGGGAGAAGAGCCUUACAUUAUGACUUGUUCCCCUGGAGAGAUGGUAGAAGAUAGCAAGACCAUGUUACAUGAUUCCCAAACAGAGGAUGAGGAAGAACCUAUGCCUGCUGAAUCACCAAGGCAGUCAAUGGAAAAUCUUUGCUUAUUCUUCUACGUCUGGUCAGUGUGAAGAGCAAGCCUGGAGUGACUAUGAGAGAUAUGUUGGAGAUCCAAGUUACACAUCAGGAGAGCCAGUGCAAAUUAAGGAAGAGAGCAGCCAGUUUAACUACAGCUAUAGCGAAGAACCAGCUUUUAUAGAUCCCAAUCCCAGCCAUGAGGAACGUAGUGAGCUCUUUGACACCAUGAAUAACCUUCUUAUCCACCAAAUCACAUUUGGCCAGUCUUCUUCGGUAGAUAAGCCCUAUUCUUGCAACCACUGUGAGAAACGAUUUGCUAAGAGAUCACACUUGGGAAUGCACCUCAAAACUCACACAGGAGAGCGCCCUUAUUCUUGUCCUGACUGUGGCAAAAAGUUCAGUCGAAGGUCAAACAUGCUGACGCACUACCGUACCCAUACUGGAGAAAAGCCAUUUGCUUGCCCCAAGUGUGGCAAACGGUUCACGCAGAGCUCUCACAUGGUGACACACCAAAGGACGCACACUUCUGACAAACUUUUCAGUUGCCCUGAGUGUAAGAAGCGUUUCACUAAGUGGUCCUACCUAAACUUCCACCUCCGAACACAUGGAAUAGAAAAACUGAGUGUACCCUGA